GAGAGGACCACUGACACAUAAAACUGAGAUGUGAUUAAAGAAGAAAGAAACAGUGAUGAGAUUUAAUCCUUAAGGGUUUUUUUUUUUCUGUGAAGAAGGGAAGAAUGAACUCAUGAAGAAGAAGAAGAGGACCACUGUUGCAAAUUCCAUCCCCUACCACAGUUGGCUUAUGAAGUUUCAGCAAAAGACAUGUGAUAUGAAUUGAAAGCAAAGGAAAAAGAAGAAAUCGAAAUCGGAAACUGUAUAUUGUUGUUCUUCGAUUCCUCCUCGCUCUACGCCGCGUCCUCUCUCUCAAAUUCAUCGGAAGCAACCUUCUUCUCCCAUCAUCGCCUGAAUCCAAUGGCAACGAUAAGGAACUUGAAGAUAAAAACAUCAACAUGUAAAAGGAUUGUGAAAGAGCUUCACUCUUAUGAGAAAGAAGUUGAGAGAGAAGCGGCUAAGACUGCUGAUAUGAAGGACAAAGGUGCUGAUCCCUACGACCUUAAACAACAGGAAAAUGUGUUGGGUGAGUCUAGGAUGAUGAUUCCGGAUUGCCACAAACGUCUCGAGUCUGCAUUGGCUGACCUCAAGUCCACUUUGGCGGAAUUGGAAGAGACGGAUGAGAAGGAAGGUCCAGAGAUCGAAGAUGCAAAGAAGACAGUCGCGGAUGUGGAGAAGCAGUUUCCCACUGAAGAUGCCUGAUUUAGCCAGCGAUGAGUGUUAAAUCUGUAUUCUGAGAAUGGUUAAUCAUCUGUAAGAAUCUUUAUAUCUAAGGUUGCUUGUCGACUGUAUACACUAAAAAUAUCUUUCUUUAACAUUUUGGUGAUUGUUCUUUCAUUCAAUAUCUUUGAAAUGGCACACUUGCUAUAAUGUGUUGUAAGCUGCAACUUAACGAUUGAUAAUUGAUAUAACUUUGAC
Molecule: messenger RNA, 897 nt
Organism: Arabidopsis thaliana (thale cress)
Lineage: Eukaryota; Viridiplantae; Streptophyta; Magnoliopsida; Brassicales; Brassicaceae
Gene: KIS
Product: tubulin folding cofactor A (KIESEL)
Exons: 5
Coding region: 340-681 (113 amino acids)
Biological process (GO): tubulin complex assembly; post-chaperonin tubulin folding pathway
Molecular function (GO): beta-tubulin binding
Source: RefSeq, marked reviewed